Molecule: messenger RNA, 717 nt
Organism: Fomitopsis serialis
Lineage: Eukaryota; Fungi; Basidiomycota; Agaricomycetes; Polyporales; Fomitopsidaceae
Exons: 2
Coding region: 313-483 (56 amino acids)
Source: RefSeq, a predicted model, not a curated record
GCCUUUCAUAUUAUCACGUACUACGAUCUACGCACAUACGUUGGUAUCUACGGCGAUCCUCCAAGUACCGCAUUGCUGACAGCAGGUCAAAUGCUCACCUCGAUAAUGAAAUGACGAGUUCCGGGACACGACUCCAGGCAGCACUCGAGGCUCAGAAUAGGGAUGUUCGGCGUUCGCGAGACUGCUAGUAAGAGGCACUAAUGGUCAGUUAUCUGAGAAGCAAGUAGAAUGAGAAUGCCUCUCCUUAUUAUCAGCUCCUGAUGAUGUGUCACCAACCAAGACAAUACAAGUGAUACAUCACUGACCUGCAGAAUGGCGACAACGACUCUGUGGGAUCCGGUGGGUCGUGUGUACGUGUCAUCCGUUGUGCACGGUCGCGAGCUCUUGGCACCUCACUACCACCCCAAAACGCACGGCGUACCUGUCGCACUCAUCCACUUCUACCCAACCUCCGCAGACGACGUACUGUGUAUCCACCGAUAGCACUCCGGUGAUUCACGCAGAAAGCAUUGGCACAAUGCUACAGCACGACUACGCCCAGCUGGGGGACGGCAAUCGGUCCAUUACUACUGUGUUCGCGGUGGCUCAGCGCAAUCUUGAUUUCGACUCGAGGUUGCUUGUGCGAAAAGUUCUAAGAGAGCUUCUUCCGUGACGCGCCGUCACAGCCCAAAAAUAAGAGGCUGAUUUCAGGUUGCCGCCAGGGUGAUGGAGCUGGCA